This is a messenger RNA of Patiria miniata (bat star), 716 nucleotides long. RefSeq lists its product as uncharacterized. The transcript is spliced from 4 exons. The coding region runs from base 169 to 657 and encodes 162 amino acids. NCBI's taxonomy places the organism in Eukaryota, Metazoa, Echinodermata, Asteroidea, Valvatida, Asterinidae. The record is from RefSeq and is a predicted model, not a curated record.
CUUACAUAAGCGAUUGCUACCAAUGUUAGGAAUCAUAACUGCUCCGACGAAAGUUUUCAGGCGCACAGCCCCAAAUCACGCUAAGCACGAUUGACUGACUUGGUUUUCUCAAGCCGGACUUCGAUCUCAACCGACAGCUCUUGGUCAACCUCUGCCCGCAUUGCCAUCAUGUCUCCUGUAACUGCCUGCCUGCUGGCCCUGCUGACGGUGGGGUUCCUCGUGGUCAAGCAAGACGCCUUGGUGCUCGAAGAGGUUGAAGCUGACGCCUUGGUGGUGCAAGAAGCCGAACGUGGUGUGUCAGAAACGAUAACGCAGUUGACCCAGGAAAUGGAGGCGUGUGCAGACAACGAAGACAUGGACUGCAUUUUGGCGUAUUUCGCCGAUGAUGUCCGAACGAUGCGGGAGGGAGCCGCGGGAGUUGACAUUGGAAAAGCUGAAACCCGAAAACACAUGAAGUGGAUUGAGCAAGAUUUAGACAUAACCAAGGAUGUACUGGAGAUCACACCUAGUACAGACGAAUCCAUCGUUGUGGAGCAGCUUAUAAUGACCAUGAAAUUCCCCAACGGAACUUAUGCCCAUAACUGGAAGGGACUGUUUGUUUGGAAGAAAGUCAACAACGACUACAAGAUCUACAUCGACAUAUUCAAUGACAACUAACACGCGUACGCUGUAAAUGAUGGCUAGGCUCUAAACAUGACGGCACAGAAAGACACAGA